Messenger RNA from Neurospora tetrasperma FGSC 2508, 1512 nucleotides. RefSeq lists its product as uncharacterized. The record is from RefSeq and is a predicted model, not a curated record. The transcript has a single exon. Gene Ontology annotation, molecular function: D-lactate dehydrogenase (cytochrome) activity; D-lactate dehydrogenase (NAD+) activity; FAD binding. Gene Ontology annotation, biological process: lactate catabolic process. NCBI's taxonomy places the organism in Eukaryota, Fungi, Ascomycota, Sordariomycetes, Sordariales, Sordariaceae. Gene Ontology annotation, cellular component: mitochondrion. Bases 1 to 1488 code for a protein of 495 amino acids.
AUGGAUGUUUCGAAAACUGUCUUGAAGGACGCAAAGAAGGAGGAGCAUUCACUGGCAAAACCGACCUACGCAAGCCGCAAAGAGAUGCUUGACGCUGCGGACGAGAUUGCUCGGAUACUGGGACAUGACGCCGUCACCUACGAUGCCCAUGUUCUCGAACACCACGGCCAUUCGGACUGGUCGACGUCCAACUCACCUGGGCGUGCCGUUGCCGUAGUUUACCCACGCACGACUGACCACGUAUCUGCCAUCGCUCAGAUAUGUAAUGCUCGUAAUGUCCCCAUGGUUCCCUUUGGCGCCGGUUCCAGUGUCGAGGGCAACUUCUCCCAGCCCUAUUCCGGCAUCUGCAUCGACUUCACCUACAUGGAUAGAGUCAUCGCCUUCCACCCAGAGGACAUGGAUGUCGUCGUUCAACCUGGCGUUAACUGGGUUGACCUCAAUAAUCAGAUCGCCCAUACAGGGCUCUUCGUACCUUUGGAUCCCUCGCCCACUGCCACAGUCGGUGGAAUGGUUUCAACCAAUUGUUCCGGCACCAACGCCAUGCGCUACGGAACUAUGAAAGACUGGGUGCUCAAUCUGACUGUCAUUCUCCCGGAUGGCCGCGUUAUCAAGACACGUCGGCGUCCUCGUAAGACCUCGGCUGGCUAUAACCUGACUUCUCUGUUUGUCGGCACCGAAGGUACUCUGGGAAUAGUAACCGAGGUCACCCUGAAGCUCGCUCCCAUCCCAAAAGAAACCAGCGUCGCCGUUGUUGCUUUCCCCACCAUCCACUCUGCCGCAGCAGCAGCUUCCAAGCUGAUUCGCUCCGGGAUCCAGCUCGCUGCUUUGGAGCUCAUGGACGACGAGCAGAUGAAAUUGCUCAAUGCUCACGGAAGCGACGCAGUUCGUAAGCGCGUAUGGGACGAGAAACCUACCUUGUUCCUCAAGUUCAGCGGGACUACCAAGGACGCCAUCAAGAGCGAUGUGUCCCGCGUAGGCGACAUCAUCAAACCCUUGACAGACAGCAAAUUCCACUUUGCAAAGACAAAACAGGAUGAGCUGGACCUCUGGUCCGCGCGCAAGGAAGCCCUCUUCACCAUGGUAAACACUCGGCCCAGGGGCACCGAGAUUUGGUCAACAGACGUGGCCGUCCCCAUUUCACGGCUGGCGGAAAUCAUCGAAAUCUCGAAGCGGGAAUGCGGAUCUCUAGGCUUGUUUGCGAGCGUGGUGGGUCAUGUAGGAGAUGGAAACUUUCACGUCUCCAUGAUGUACGACCCAACAAAUUCGCAGCAGAAACAGGCUGUCGCCAAAUGCGUCAAAAACAUGAUGACCCGUGCACUAGAGAUGGAGGGUACUGUAAGCGGGGAGCAUGCGAUUGGUAUUGGGAAGAAGGAGUGCUUGGUGGAUGAACUUGGAGAGGAGACGAUUGGGCUCAUGAGGCAGCUCAAGGCUUCGGUUGAUCCCAAAUGGGUCAUGAACCCGGGAAAGGUGUUUGACUGGAUGGGGUAACAAAGCGGUCAACCCACGGUGGUU